Messenger RNA from Danio rerio (zebrafish), 6258 nucleotides. NCBI's taxonomy places the organism in Eukaryota, Metazoa, Chordata, Actinopteri, Cypriniformes, Danionidae. The record is from RefSeq and is a predicted model, not a curated record.
AUGACAGGGCCAGUGAGUAAUGCUUUCUACACCACAAGCCGUGCGAGUUUGUGCUUGCGCGUUUGCUGUUGUUAUCGCAGCUUCACACAGCUCGUCUUCCUCAUUAAACACUGAACAUAUGAGAACAAGGAACUUAACAAAUGUCACGUAACAUUUACGUCGCUCAGUAAAAACAUAACUUGAUGUUGUUAUGAUCUGAGGGGCGAUGUAAAGAAAGCAACAGGACGACAAACGUAAGGGGGGUUUAACAAAUCUGUCAACACUCUUAAUUUUGCUUUACAUCGGAUAUGGAUGCGCCUGAAAACUCGGGGAGCCGUAUUGCUCGCACUAUUUGGACUGUUUGGGGUUAUCUGUCAGGGGCUGUUGCGAGAUACCUCAGACCGGAAGUCACAGAUAAAGGAAACCAAAGCGUUAAUUCUAGAUCAGAUGAGGCUGCAGUUAAUAAAACUGACAAAGAAGUGAAGGCAGAAAGUAGUGAGAGCCAACAUGACAAAAAUACAGCAGAGAUCAAGGGUUCUUCACCUGAUGUCAGAGCGCAAGUCCAGUGGGAAAAUACUGGUGUGGUCAAGGAUGACAGUAAUGAUGAACUUAACAUUGACGUCCCUAAAACACAAACGUACCGUUUUGCAAAGUGGUCAACUGGGACUGGGAGUAUGUCUGGUGAUGCUCAUGCUAAAAAAGAAACAGCAAAUUCUGAGCGUAAAGAGAGUGACGCAACACAUGGGUUGGAGGAAAUUGGGCAAACUGAACAAGAAGAUGCUAAAAACAAAGAAUGUGAUCAGGUUGAAAAGGGUGUGACUAAGGACGAAUUAGAUCAUGCAGAUAUACUGGUCCAAUCUGAGCUUCAGGAACAAGAUGAAAAGCUAGGACAUGGAGAGAAUGAAGUCGUUGGAGGUUUAAAACAUACAGAAACAAAUGAGGUAGAGUUUGUUCACCAAAAUAAUGAGGAAACGAUUAAGAAUGAUGAAGAAAGGGUGCAAGAUUUGCCUCCACUUCUGGAAUACAGUAAAAAGGAAGCAGAUGAACUUUCAAAGCUUGAAACACUGAAUUUAUUAGACACAUAUUCUGAUAAAGUUUAUAAAUUAUCUAAAAAUGAGCUUGAUCAGAGACCUGGUACCGAGGGUGCAACUGAGCAGGAAGAUAGCGAAACAUCACAUAAGAUAAAGCAAACUGGGAAAACUAAAGAAGAAGAUGCUAAAAAUAACGAAUGUGACUGGAAAAAUCAGAAUGAAAAAUGUGUGAUGAAAGAUGAAUUAUAUGAUGCAGAUAUACUGGUCCAAUCUGAGCUUCAGGAACAAGAUGUAGAUGAAAAACCAGACCAUGGAGAGCAUGAAGUCAUUGGAGGUUUAAAACAUGCAGAUACAAAUGAGGUAGAAUUUGUUCAUCAAAAUAUCGAGGAAACAAUUAAGAAUGAUGAAGAAAAGGUGCAAGAUUUGCCUCCUGCUUUACGGUAUUCCAGAAGGGAAGCAGAUGGGCUUUCAAAGCCUGAAACCCUGAAUUUAUUGGACACAUAUUCUGAUGAAGUUUAUGAAUUCUGUAAAAAUGAGCUUGAUCAGGGACCUGGAACCGAGGGUGCAACUGAGCAGGAAGAUAGCGAAACAUCACACAAGAUAACGCAAACUGGGAAAACUAAAGAAGAAGAUAGUAAAAACAAAGAAUGUGACUGGAAUAAUCAGGAUGAAAAGUCUGUGAUGAAAGAUGAAUUAGAUCUUGCAGAUAUACUGGUCCAAUCUGAGCUUCAGAAGCAUGUUGAAAAACCGGACCACGGCGAGAAUGAAGUCAUUGGAGGUUUACAACAUGCAGAUACAAAUGAGGUAGAGUUUGCUGAUGAUGAAAUGAUUGAGAAUGAUGAAGAAAAGGUGCAAGAUUUGCCUCCACUUCUGGAAUACCGUACUGGUGGCCUUUCUGUGGCUGAAAAGCUGAAUUUAUUGGACACUUAUUCUGAUGACUUUGAUGAAUUCUUUAAAAAUGAGGCUGAUCAGGUUGAUUUUGGAAGUAGGAGUGCAACUGAGAAGGAUAAAGAUUGUGAAACGUCACAUGAGAUAAAGCUAACUGGGAAAACUGAACAAGAUGAUCAGCGUCAUGAGGAUGAAAAAUGUAUGAUGAAGAAAGAAGAUCUAGGCUACACAUCGAUAACUGUCCAAUCUGAUUUUAAAAAACAGACAGAAAAGAGGGACCCUGAAGAGACAGAAGAUAUUACAGAAGCAGGGGAACAUGUUAUGGAUCAAAAGGGGACAAAAAUAUUUGAGAUGAAUGAUCAGGGGGAAAACGAGAAGGAUGAAGAAACAGCACUUAAAUCACAAUCAGAAGAUGUGCUUCCUCAGUUUAAAUAUUCCAUCGAGGACACACUUUCAAAUGCUGAAAAGCAGAACUUAAUGGAAACAUAUUGUUCUGAAAGUGCUGAAAAUGCAGUAGGAGAUGUGUUGCUUGCAUCUGAGAAGGAUGAAGACGUGACAGAGCGUGAACAAAACACCAUAACUUCUGAAUUGCAGUCAACAGAAACGUUGCAUAAAAUUUCCAAUGAAGUGCCUAAAACACAUGAACCAAACAAUGAAUUGGAACCGAAAAUGACCACAGUAUUGGUUGAGUGUUUUGAAACUGUUAAUACAUCCGAAGACACCAUGCUGUUAGAUUCAAAACAGGAUACUCCAGAAAAUACUACAGAAACAGGAACUGGAUCGCCAGUCGUUGCUGUAAACACUGAAGGCAUGUUUUCAGAUGUGAUUGUUUGCAAGUUCCCAGGAGAAUUGAGGAAAGAGAUUUCAUCAACAGUGCAUUUUGAGGAGAGCAAAACCUACCUAAAUGAUCUCCAGUCUGUUUCAGAAAGGCAUUUAGAAAGAGAUGUUGAGUUUGCAUGCACUGCUGGGCGUUCAGAGACACUGAAACCAACCGAGGAAGCUGUUGAGGUUGAAAAAGACAUCGAAACUCUAAUCGAAUCCUUGGGUGCAGCUGAAAGUCAGGAAAUUUGUCACAAGUUGUCACUUAUGGAAGAUGUUGAAUUAAGUACCAAGCUGAUGUCAGAACAUGAAAAGGCAGAAAGCUUUGAGACAAAAAUCACUUUAGAGUCACGUGAGCGUCUUGAGUUUGCAAGAGGAGAAUGUAAAUCAUCUCAAGAUACGAUGGUGGACACUUUAUCAGAAUCACUAGGACAUUCAGAUGGAUCUGCCGAGGUAGAACAGGUUGCAGAUGUUGACUCCAUAUUAAGAAGAUCUUUACCCCCAUCAGAGUUUGUAAAGGAAAGUCUCGCAAGGGAAUCAGAGAGAUUUAUUGAGGAGCAGGAGAUCCUGAUGAAGACUGCUUUAGAUUAUGUUGAGGAAAUAACAAAUCAAGUGUUGAAGGAGAUGAUAGAAACCGAAAUGCUGAAAAAGACUGAACAUUCGGUAGAGCUUUCAGUGGAGGAACUUGGUGAUGCAGAAUGUCAAGGAACAGCAAACAGUGUGUCAGCUGAUGCAUUUGUACUGGAAGAAGAUAGGAUGGUUUCAGAGGAAACAAUGGAAAGUAAUGUUCAAAUGGAGGUGGAAACCUCCAGUGAAGAUUUCAAGCAAAAUGAGCAAGAUACUAGUUCACCAAAGCUUGAAACAACUGAAGCUGAGAGACAUCACGAGCAACAAACUCAUCAUUGUGCAGAGUUAUCAACUGGAACUGAUUAUUUAGCGACUAAUCAAGAUGAUUCAGACAUAGAUGAAGUCAAAGAUGAUGAUGCACUUGUUAAAGACAGAGAAGUUUCAUCUAAAAUUGAAUAUGCAAACAUUGAAUCUAAAGACAGUGAAUCUGCACAGGAGCUGGAGAAAAAUUGGCAAAUUGAACAAAAAGAUGAUGAUGGAAAGUGUAAGAUGCCGAUAAAGAAAGAAGAUCCAGAUAGCACCGAUAUGGUCCAGUCUGAGCUUUAUGGAGAAUAUGUAGAGGAAUAUAAACAGAUAAAGAUGAUGGACCUUGAGGAGACUGAAGGCACUGGAGGUUUGAAAUUUUCAAAUGAACAUUUUACUCAUGAAAAGGAGAAAAACAUUGAUCAGAAUGAUCAGGAAAGAGCUGAGGAUGAUGAAAACCAACAACCUGAAUUACAAGCGCCAGCUGAUGCAUUUGUACUUGAAGAGGAAACUAUGUUAGUCGGUGAAACAAUGGACGGUAAGGUAGAAAUGGAGGUGGAAACCACAAGUAGUGAAGAUGUCAAGCAAAAUGAGCAACAUACUAGUUCCCCAAAGCUUAAAUCAACUGAAGCUGAGAGACAUCAUGAGCAACAAAUGCAUCAUUGUGUAAAGUUGUCAACUGGAAGUGAAAAUUUAGGGAGUAAUCAAGAGGAUACAGACAUAGAAGAACACAAAGCUGAUGAUGCACAUGGUGAAAGUGAAGAAGCUUCAUCUGAAAGAGAGUAUGCAAACAUUGAGUGUAAAGACAAUGAGAAAAAUUGGUGGACUGAACAAAAAGAGGGUUUUGAUGAAAAGAGUUCAAUGGCAAUGAAGAAAGAAAAUCCAGAUUAUACAGAUAUGGAGCUUUAUGGAGAAUAUGUAGAGGAAUAUAAACAGAUUAACAUGGUGGACCUUAAAGAGGCAGAAGGCACAUUUUCAGCUGAACAUUUUAUUAAUGAAAAGGAGAAAAACAUUGACCAGAAUGAUCAGGAAAAAGCUGAGAAUGAUGAAAACCAACAACCAGAACUAGAACCGCCAGCUGACGCUUUAGUACUAGAAGAAGAAACUAUGUUAGUAGUUGAAACAAUGGACGGUAAGGUAGAAAUGGAGGUGGAAACCACAAGUAGUGAAGAUGUCAAGCAAAAUGAGCAACAUAAUAGUUCCCCAAAGCUUGAAACAACUGAAGCUGAGAGACAUCAUGAGCAACAAACGCAUCAUUGUGCAGAGUUAUCAACGGGAACUGAUUAUUUAGCGACUAAUCGAGAUGAUUCAGACAUUGAACAACACAAAGAUGAUGGUGCACAUGUCAAAAUUAAAGAAGCUUCAUCUGAAACUGAGUCUAAAGACAGUGAAUCUGCACAUGAGCUAGAGAAAGAUUGCCAGAUUGAACAACAAGAUGAUGAGGAAAAGUGUACGAUGCCGAUAAAGAAAGAAGAUCCAGAAAAUGCAGACAUAGUCCAAUUUGAGCUUUGUGGAGUAGACAUAGAAGAGGAACAACAGAUAAAGCUUGCGGACAUUGAGGAGGCAGAAGGCACAGGAGGUUUGAGACAUUCAGAUGGCCAUUUCACUGAUGAAAAGGAGAAAAACGUUGACCAGAAUGAUCAGGAACAUGAGGAUGAUGAAAACCAACAACCUGAAUUACAAGCGCCAGCUGAUGCAUUUGUACUGGAAGAAGAAACUAUGGUAUUAGUUGAAACAAUGGAUGGAAAAGUAGAAAUGGAGGCGGAAAACACACGUAUUGAAGAGUUCAAGAUAAUGUGUGAAGCUGAUGGAGGUCAUGAAAAGAUACAGAAGGUCAUUGCUGGAGAAACACUGCUGAGGAGUCAUGAAGACGUAAUGGAGGUCAGCAAACCUGUGAUGAAAAGAAGGUUUGGUCAAGUGAACAAAGACAAUCCAGAGGUGAAGAUUCAAGGAAUUAGUUUCAGUCUACAGGACUCCUCUUUGGACUUCACCAUUCAGAAGUCUAGAAUAGCAGUGAAGAAUCCUCUAGUUCGGCCCCCCAAAGACCCCAGAAAGCUGAUCUCCAAGGCCUCAGUCGAGCCGCUUCUCCCACAGCCUGCAGCAUGUUCUCCCAAAGUCAAUGUUUCUCCUCUGAAUAAAGGAAUGAUUGGAUUCAAACUCCCAGGACUUGGAGCAGGGAUGCCGGUUCUGAGGAAAACUGAAUUUGGAAAGAAAGCAAGAGAAGGAGGAGAAGCAGAAGAGACACUACAGCCGCAGCAAAAGUCAGUCGCAGAACCAGAGGAUUCUGUUAAACCAGUGCAAACAACAGCAAAACCCAAAUGGACACCGCCGAGGCAUCCUGGUAUGGGAGGACCCAUGAUGAUGGCAGAACUCAAAAACAAGCUCAAAAAGCAGAGUAACGAGUAAUACAUUUCAUUUCAUCAUCAUUUUGCACUUUGUUUGUCAGCUGUGUUCAGCACUGUUCAGUCUUGUAAAUAUCACUGUUACACUGGGAAAAAACAUGCAGUAACAUUCAACUUCUAUUAUUUUGAUAAACGUUUGUCUGCUUUAUAAACGAUGAGAAUCUCAGGUGUGAUUAUAAAUGUUGCUUUGCAUUUUCUUAACUGAGCUUAUGGAAGUGCUUACAGUGGCUUGUAUUUAUUUUUAUUUGUAUAAAUAUGCCUGCUUAAAA